UACUUCCAUCCCACUAGUGUCUUGUCUUCGGUCUGUGCGUCGGUUUCUACUUCACACUCCGACUGGCUGCUCUACAACUGCCAGACUCCAUUUCCUGGACUUUUGAAGGGGGUGCGCCAUGCAGCGUGCCUGGGUGUGACCGACUGUGCCUGACAACAUCUCAAGGUACACGGCAUCCGACUGCGGGGAAAGAAAGAAAGAAAAAAAAAAAAAAAGGACAGCAAGAGAUUGCAGACAUUCCAACGUCAUUAUCAUCGACAUUCUGGCUCCUCUCAUUGGACAUGCCCGCGAGUAUCAGUCUGGCAGGGCCAGCCGGUAGCAGCGCCUAGCGCGGGCGAUCCAGAGUCUGUCAAUUGAUAAGGUCGGUGGAGACGUCGGAGUUUAGGUAAUUCUGUGAGUGAUUGAUUGAUUGGAUUUGAUUCUCGUCGAUGCGUUGGUUGGAGAGCGAUAGACAUGGCAUGGCAGACUCUGAGCCAUGUAAGGAGGUGGUGUCUGUCAAGCUUUUCUGUCUUUUAAUUAAUUUGUUGGGAAGUGGAUGGUUUCUGUUUCUUUAUCUUCUCUUCCCUCUUUUUCUCGCGCUCCCUUCUUUGUCGUCGCGAUUUCCUGACCCACGAUUCUUAGAUCGACUCAAUCAGAUCGCAGUUCCUAAAAUCAAUCGCUGAGUCACACCGGGACUUGGUCUAACUAUCAUUUGAUUCUCUUUUUUGGUCACAGGCUUCCUCACGGUCAUCUUUAGCUCUCUUGCGUGCUGGAUCGACUUGGUAUCAUUUCCCCCGGCAAUGGCGUAACGAAGGGCGGUCGAUCAUCUACUCCCCAGAGGCUUCGUCCCCCUUGUCAAUCCACGACAUGCAAAGACGGAAGAAAUUCACCCUUUUUCGUUCCUCCGCUAUACUUCAUCCGAACUAUAUCCGGUGGUGAAGAUCGUCACUGCUGCUUUUUAUCCCUUGUUUGCUUUAUCUCUCUGCUUUGACGAACUCGGCCGGUUGGCUACUACUUACUCUGUUUCAAUAUCAACUGAAUCCCGCUCCCUGGGGAAGACUUUGGCUUGGUGGCUUGUAGGAGAGGUUGUUGGCUAUAUUCGUAUCCUGCUCCGAGCGCUGUCAACGCCAUGGAUCAGUCGCUAUCGCUUAUUUCGGCUCAGGUCCAGUUCAUG
This is a messenger RNA of Aspergillus steynii IBT 23096, 1153 nucleotides long. RefSeq lists its product as uncharacterized. The transcript has a single exon. The coding region runs from base 429 to 662 and encodes 77 amino acids. Lineage: Eukaryota; Fungi; Ascomycota; Eurotiomycetes; Eurotiales; Aspergillaceae. The record is from RefSeq and is a predicted model, not a curated record.